AUGCAGUUCUCCCUCAUCACCGUCGUCGCUGCUUUCGCCGCUGUCUCCUCGGCCCAGUACGCCAACGGCACUGCCCCUGCCCCCUCCGGCACCGGUGCUCCUUCUCCCUCCGGCUCUGGAGCUGCUCCCUCUGCUCCCUUCAACCCCAACGCCGCUGCCCCUACCGGUGCUGCCUCCGCCAUGGCUAUGCUCGUCGCCGCUGGUGGCAUUGACCACAACGACUGGAACGUUUUGACCGUUUUUCUCCCACUAAACCUCGGACAGAAUUACGAGAAUAGUCAUGUCCAAUUUCUUCCAGGACAUGAGUUGGGUAAAUUGAUUUGAUCGAGCCAUUUUAAUGCAACGGCCACGGCGAAUAACCCCCAAUCUCGAUUCUUCAGAUCUAGCGGACGGUACAUGAUCUGCUAAUCUCCGUUCGAAAGUCUGUCUAGUCUGUUUCUUGUCGGUUGCCGAGUCUAUUUGAGCUCUGACAUGAACCUUCUUGAAACGGCAACCUUAGAGAUUCAAGGAGUAUUAUUUGAUAGGGGACUGUCGCGGCCAUCCAAUAGCAGGAGUGACAUCUACUAGAACUGAGCCCAACGGAUCGCAGAGUCACAGUCAACAAACAUAGAUUUUGUUCGCAUCU
This is a messenger RNA of Periconia digitata, 625 nucleotides long. Lineage: Eukaryota; Fungi; Ascomycota; Dothideomycetes; Pleosporales; Periconiaceae. The record is from the annotation of a GenBank genome assembly.